UUUUUUUUUCGGCUGACAAGUAUAUAUGGGUCCAGUGUUUACUGUUAGCUAGUUAGAGCUCUUUGUUUUUGUCAUCACUUCAAAGUCAAAAUGUCGCGGCUGUGUAACAGCUUACGUUGUUUGCCAUAACUUAUCCGAGGGGCAGAUAUUAUAACAGAUACUGAUAAACGGUUUCAGGAUACAGAUUUAUUUGCCUCCAUACUUUUUUUUUUUUAUUUUUUUCAAUAUUUUGUUUUGUCCACUUGUAACUGGAGAGGAAGCUUCAUCUGGAAACGUCGGUGUGAGGUCAUCCUAAAGUUUCGAGAAGGUCUAAGUUGAAGGUGGCAGCCAUGGUGUUGAUUCUGGGCAGAAGGAUGAACAGAGAGGACUCUGGGAUCAGAGACUCACCAGCUGUCAAACGCAAGGUUUUUGAGGUUGACUCCAAAACUUUAGCCAGCCAGGAAGUCUUGGACUUCUGUUCUGGCUCAUCCCACUCAGAGGGCAUCCUGCAGGUAUUCAAUGAGUUUCGCGACUGCCGCCUGUUUACUGAUGUUGUCAUCAGCGUGCAGGGCCGCGAGUUCCCCUGCCAUCGCGCUGUGCUUUCUGCCUGCUCCUCCUACUUCAGAGCCAUGUUCUGCAACGAUCACCGCGAGAGCCGCGAGAUGCUGGUCGAGAUCAACGGCAUCCUGGCUGAGGCGAUGGACUCCUUCCUCACCUAUGUUUACACCGGCCGUGCCAAAAUUACCACAGAGAAUGUCCAGUUCCUCUUUGAGACCUCCAGCCUCUUCCAGAUCUACACACUGCGUGAUGCCUGUGCCAAGUUCCUGGAGGACCAGCUGGACCCUUGCAACUGCCUGGGCAUCCAGCGCUUCGCAGAUGCCCAUAGCCUGAAGCAGUUAGCCAGCCGCUGCCGCAGUUACGCCCUGGCCAACUUCUCAGAAGUGGCUCAGCAUGAGGAGUUCCUCGACCUACGCAUAGAAGAGCUGGAGGAGUACACUGGCAGCGAUGAGCUGUCUGUUGGUAAGGAGGAGGUGGUGUUUGAGGCAGUGAUGAGAUGGGUGUACCACAGUGUGGAGCACAGAAGGCCCAUGCUGAAGGACCUGCUGCACCAUGUGCGCCUGCCCCUUCUGCACCCCAACUACUUUGUCCAGACAGUGGAGGGAGACCAGCUCAUCCAGAAUGCUCCAGAGUGCUAUCAGCUCCUCCAUGAGGCCAGACGCUACCACGUACUCGGAAAUGAAAUGAUGUCACCCAGAACUCGUCCUCGCAGGUCGACUGGCUACUCUGAGGUGAUUGUGGUGGUGGGGGGAUGUGAGAGAGUCGGGGGCUUCAACCUGCCCUACACUGAAUGCUAUGAUCCAGUCACAGGAGAGUGGAAAUCACUGGCCAAACUACCUGAGUUCACCAAGUCAGAGUAUGCUGUCUGCGCCCUCCGCAACGACAUUCUGGUGUCAGGUGGCCGCAUCAACAGCAGGGACGUGUGGAUGUAUAACUCCCAGCUCAACCUGUGGAUCAGAGUGGCAUCUCUCAACAAGGGCCGCUGGAGACACAAGAUGGGCGUCCUACUGGGCAAGGUCUAUGCUGUAGGUGGCUAUGAUGGGCAGAGCCGCCUGAGCAGUGUUGAGUGUUAUGACUCCUUCUCCAACCGCUGGACAGAGGUGGCUCCAAUGAAAGAGGCCGUCAGCUCUCCAGCCGUGGCCAGCUGUGCUGGCAAGCUCUUUGUCAUUGGAGGAGGACCUGAUGACGACACUUGUUCCGAUAAGGUUCAGUGCUAUGAUCCUGAGACAGAUUCUUGGUUGCUGCGGGCAAACAUCCCCAUCGCCAAGCGCUGCAUCACGGCAGUGUCCCUCAACAACCUGAUCUAUGUGUGCGGUGGUCUCACCAAGUCCAUAUUCUGCUACGACCCCGCAGAGGACUACUGGAUACAUGUGGUUCACACCUUUAACAAACAGGAGAGCUGCGGGAUGUCAGUGUGCAACGGGAAGAUCUUCAUCCUCGGCGGCAGAGGGGAGAAUGGCGAAGCGACAGACACCAUCCUGUGUUACGACCCAGCAACAGGCAUCAUCACAGGUGUGGCGGCCAUGCCGCGGCCGAUCUCCUACCACGGCUGCGUCACCAUCCACCGCUACAAUGACAAAUACCACAGGCCCUGACCCUAAACAAGCACACAGACGCACACACUAAAGAACUUAAACUCUUUGAACUUAAGUUUUUCAAGUUCACCUGAUGCACAGCACAAAACACAAUCACACACUUCUUUAUCCACAGUGCCUUUUGAGCUAAUUUAUUUUCUCACAGCAUCAUGUAGCAGAACUCAUUGUGGUGCUGUGAACCUUUUGCUGUUGUGUACUAUAGUUAAAACCCCUUCUGUGGAAACACUCAGUGGUUUAUGAUGCUGAUGACUUGUCUGUAACCUGAGCUAAAGUGGAGUCAGAUCGACAUGGCAGAUGUGCCUCGCAUUAGUAGUAACUGCACAAGGUUGGGAAGAAUUAAAGGAAACUGAUUAUGAUAGAGGAUUACUUGGAUUGUAAAAGUUGAUUCAUUCUUAACCUUAAGAUAACGAAUCUGUGGUGACUUAUUCUAAAAUCAAAGUUCAAUUUCUUAUAUUUUCACAUAGCUUUCAACCAUAUCCUAUCAUGUGACCUAUACACAAUACUUACCUUUAAAAGAGACUGUUAGGCAACCAACAAUAAAAUAGAACCAGUAAAACAGGCUGCGUGUGCACCAACUUCAACGAACACAAGAUCUUAAUCACUCACUGGCAUAUUUCAUUUCAAAGGAUAUGAUGCCAUUUUAAAUAGCUGAGAAGCCUGGCUUUUUAAGAUCGUUAGUGUGUUUUUCACUAAAAAAAAGUGAUUCCAGUUUGCUUUAGUGCCAGUUUAAGAGUUUAAAGCACAUUUUGAUGAUCACCGGGAAUGUCGUGAAUCACAGUUAUUUUGGCCAGGGUAAUCAUGACAUGAAAUUUUCACAUCGUCCCCUGCCUAGACGUGAUGACACCUGAGCAAGUUUAAGUUUACUGAUUAAAGAAAACUCAGUUAAAAGCUAAGUAAAUACAGGUAAAUUUGGAUUAAUUAACAUAUUUUUCAAAGAAAUUUUACCACUUAAGUUUCUAAAUAACAGAGUAAACUGUCUGCCUACCUAACUGCGUGUUAAAGGGCUAAAACUCCAAACACUAACAUUGAGUUUCCAGAAUUGACUUUAUUACAGUACUGAUUACAAGCAGGUAAUCAGUUGGACAGUCUGCCUCCCAACACUGUGCUUUUAUUACUGUGCAAAGUCACCUCACCCUCAGAUCUAGGUUGCUGAUGAGCUGAAAUAAACUCAGAUAGUGCUGAUGAACAAAACCAACGCCUUGAGGCAAAAAUUGAAAAACAGCCUUAUAAAAAUGGCCAAAAUGAUCUACCCACAGAGGAAUAUGAAUUUAUUUCUGAUUGACAGAUGAGCAGCCAGGUCAGAUUUUGAACCUUGUACCCACUGCACUCCACAUGGAUAUGUACAUACAGUAACACAGCAGCACAAUGCAGGUAAAGAACAUUAAAAGUACUGUCCUUUGCUUUUUAUCUCGUUUCCUUGAUACUAAAAAUGACCUAAUGAAAAUGUGGUGAACAGUCAGCCAGCUGCUCUCCUGCAGUAUCAGUGGUCAUAAGUACAAGUCAGUGUCACCCGUUGACCCAGAGUGGAGUUAGGAGAAGAGAUAAACAGCAGAGGCUGUACCAAAACAUUGGAACAUAGCCACUGUUAGCUUUGCCCUCUUUAUUUCCUCUUUUUUUCUCAAUCCCUUCACUUAUAACCCAGUUCCACUUCCCCUGCGCGUUUCCCCUUUCCAUCCUCCAGCUGUGUCAUCACCUCACAUUUUGAUAUCUCCUGUUAAGCUUUAUUUUUGCUCCAUUUUGAUAAUUAUUAAACUCAUUACUGACGUUUUAUUUUUUAUUUUUUUUAAGUUAUACUUGUUUGUCUUUUUUUAUAAUUGGAUGUUUACUGUAUUAUAAGUAGCUUUAGUGUGUCUGUUUCAUAUCGAUGUUAGUUCAUUGGUGUACUGGGCUUGUGGGUGGUUUUGUAGAUGUGAGAAGCCUUUGUAGAUCAAACUCGAAGACUGCUCUGAAUAAGUGGUGUGCAUGUUUGGUGUGUAUGUACAGUUUGUGACUUUUACGACUCGGUGUGGAUGCGUCGGAGCCAAGGAGGUUUAUCGGAGUACUAUAGUGUAAGCAUCGCACGACUGCUAGCUUGUGUUCACAGAGGGUUUCACACUGAUGAUGGCACCUCUCACCUGUGCACUUACAUGUAAAGAUGUAACUCGGGGUAACCAUAGAUACCUCCAGGUGUGUAUGUGUGUAUGUGUGUUUACUGGUCUGCUAUGGUAGUGUGUGUAGCAGUGCUACACCUCUCAUGGGGGGGUUAAAGGGACAGUACACAUCAAAAUUAAAAAUACAUAUUCUUCCUCUUACCUGUAGUGCUGUUUAU
Molecule: messenger RNA, 4440 nt
Organism: Epinephelus lanceolatus (giant grouper)
Lineage: Eukaryota; Metazoa; Chordata; Actinopteri; Perciformes; Serranidae
Gene: klhl24a
Product: kelch-like family member 24a
Molecular function (GO): protein binding
Source: RefSeq, a predicted model, not a curated record